CUGGCUGCCUACAACCGGUCACUGCUUUGGGCUGUCCAGUCUGGCGUUCAACGGUGUUGGCCACAACCGAUCUUCAGGCGAGAUCAGAGGACGGAGAAAUCCUUUUCGGUUUCUCGCCAUAGAAAUAUGGUAGUGUCCUUUCGGUUGGAUGCCUUGUCUGCUGGAGCCAGGUGCCACUGUAGAUCGCGUUCGACUCCCAGGACUCGACUGUCUGGCGAUCGUCUCUCUGGCAUUCGAUUCUCGGCAAACGAUUCUCGGCAAACGACGCUCGGCAAUCGACGCUCGGCAAUCGAUGCUCGGCAAUCGACUGUCUGGCGAUCGUCUCUCUGGCAUUCGUCUCUCUGGCAUUCGUCUCUCUGGCAUUCGUCUCUCUGGCAUUCGACUCUCGACAAUCGACGCUCGGCAAUCUACUCUCGGCAAUCGACUCUCUGGCAUUCGACUCUCGGCAUUCGACUCUCGGCAAUCGACUCUCGGCAAUCAGCUCCCAGCUUCAGUGUUCGGCUCCCAGCAUCCGAGUAUCCAGUAAGCAGCUCCUCCAGCAUUCGACAACAGCAGCAAAUGGCUGUUUUUUUGGGUGUUUCGAG
Messenger RNA from Zychaea mexicana, 584 nucleotides. RefSeq lists its product as uncharacterized. The record is from RefSeq and is a predicted model, not a curated record. NCBI's taxonomy places the organism in Eukaryota, Fungi, Mucoromycota, Mucoromycetes, Mucorales, Lichtheimiaceae. The coding region runs from base 149 to 526 and encodes 125 amino acids. The transcript has 2 exons.